Ceraceosorus bombacis is the source of this 941-nucleotide messenger RNA. The record is from the annotation of a GenBank genome assembly. Lineage: Eukaryota; Fungi; Basidiomycota; Exobasidiomycetes; Ceraceosorales; Ceraceosoraceae.
AUGCCGAACUACACGCUCACACACAAUCCGAGCAUAGCUCCCGAUCAAGCGCAUUCGUCUGCCUCUGCGCCCACCUCAUCAUUGGAAGCAUGCACACCAGCAGAGACUCAGCUCUCGCUGUUGUCAGUAUCGCUGCAAAUACUGGACCAGCCUCUGACUCUGCUGAGAUCGGGACAGGUGGGAGACAAGGAGAUGACUAGGCCUUCUUCUCUCAUUCCCGGCAGUUCACUAGGACGCCAUUUGAGACAGUAAGUAGCUGUGCCUGUGACUUUUGCAAGAGCAUCAUCGCACAUUCCUACCUGUAGCCCCCCUGCUUUCGUGCUGACAGCCUUGCGCUCGUGUCGCGCAGCAUGCACGACCACUUUCGACUACUUCUAGACGCAUUGCCCUCAUCGAGCACUCGAUCGAGCACGCAGCCUUUGCUUUUGAAUUAUGACGUGCGAUUGAGAUCGCCGCUGGAAGAGUCCGCCUCAAAAGCCAUAGCGGAGCUCGAAUCAGCUCAACAGAGGCUGAGAGAGGCUUUUGCAAUGGAAGAACAGCGAGGAGAGGAGAGAAGCGCAGCAGCUGCUGCUGAGCCUCUUGUGCAAAAGAAGAUCAUCUUGAAAGCUACUACACCCAUGAGCGUCGAGUUUGAGAGCACCGUUGGGAGAGAAGUGAGUUGGUGAUGGCGAUCGCUGAGCUUGUAUGCAGUGCAUACGGCGUGGCUCGCGUCCCUCUCGUAUCGAUCGUCCUAAGAUCACGAAUUUCGUCUCUGACCCUGUCGAGCCUCCCCGUUUCAGCUGUGGUUUGUCUGUCUUCACGCGAUCCACCAUUUGGCUCUGAUGAGGCCAAUCCUGUCGCAGGAGCUUGGCUUGAAGCUAGAUGCAGAAUUUGGCGUAGCUCCUUCUACGCUCGUCAAUAGGGCCUGGAAUACGGGCAGAGCUAUCGCGUCCAAACUUUGA